This is a messenger RNA of Entrophospora sp. SA101, 762 nucleotides long. NCBI's taxonomy places the organism in Eukaryota, Fungi, Glomeromycota, Glomeromycetes, Entrophosporales, Entrophosporaceae. The record is from the annotation of a GenBank genome assembly.
AUGGAACAAACAACUUUUACUACAGAAAAUCGUGUAUUACCAUGUUAUUACAUCUCUCAUGGUGGUCCACCAUUGGUGUUAAAUCAUGAUGAUAAAGCCUAUAACUUUCUGAAAAGUUGGGGAGAAAAGAUUUUAAAUGAGAUAAAACCAAAAGCAAUUGUUGUAAUUUCGGCUCAUUGGGAAACUGAUGAUACAAUCAAAGUUGGUAGUUUUGAUAAUACAACACCCAUUAUUUAUGAUUACUAUGGAUUUCCUGAUAAAAUGUACAAACUAAAAUAUCAUUCCAAAGGCUCUCCAGAAUUAGCCAAGAAAAUUGUGGAUUUAUUAAAUGAGUCCAAAAUCAAAUCAGAAAUUGAAAAUAAACGUGGUUUGGAUCAUGGAUGUUGGAUUCCAUUAAAAAUUGCAAUACCAGAUCCUAAAGAUUUACCAAUUAUACAAGUUUCUUUGAAACGUCAUGCUUCAUACGAUUUUCACAUUAAAGUUGGUAAAGCUUUGGCAUCUUUAAGUUUGGCUCCUUAUUCUCAACCAUUUGAAAAAGACGUUGAUUCUUAUGUUACGAAUUUUGUUGGUAAUGAACGUGAACAAAAAUUAAUCAAAGAUUUAUCAUCUCAUCCUCUGUUAAGAAAAGCUCAUCCAACCGAUGAUCAUCUAGUUCCGUUACAUUGUGCAGUUGGUUCUGCUGGUUCUGACCCCGGUAGGAAAAUAUAUGAAGAAUUAAUAAGCUCUUUAAGCAUGGGUGUUUAUGAAUUUGCCAAGAAUUAA